GGUUAAACAGUAAUAUAUUCGAUCUCGUCCCUGCUAACACUCCAAGCGCGCAAAAGAUACAGCCAUUGUUGACAGGCCAUGACAUUCGCGCAAACACUUCUCUGUAUCUGAAUAACCAAGCAGAAUGGCUUCACAUUUUUGCAUCUCUCACUCUUUUCUUUUCCAUAAUCAUCAAUCUUUUCCCUCUGCAUUCUCUGUUUCUUCUUCUUCUUCAUUUUCUCUGCACAAUUUUCUAUUCUCAAACGUCACCUACGAACGCUUCACGCUUAUCUCCAAAGCCUCUCUCCACCACCCUCACGCCCACGCGCCAAACCAAGACGCUGUUUCUCGCGACCCAGAUACAAAUUCCUCGUCUUUAUCCAAAAGCCGCGUUUGGGUUAAUCCCAGCAACCCUCGAGCCAAACACAUCCGAACCAAAUCGUCGAGCUCCAGGUACAUUUACCUCACCAGACUCGCCGAGUCAUUGAACUCGUGCACUCCCACCGCGCAACACGUAUCCACAAUUUUGAAGGGUCUAAGAGACAAUGUUUCAGAAAGUGACGCUGUGUUCAUUCUUGACAAGAUGGUGAAUUCUGUUACCGCGCCCUUUGUUCUCAGGUACUUCCUGGACAAGAUUAAACCCUAUGGAGACACCGAGGUGAUUCUCUUUAACAUCACCCUGAAGGCGUUUAGGAAGUCUAGGGAUUUUGAAGGCGCAGAGAAGCUGUUCGAUGAAAUGAUUCAACGAGGGGUUAAACCUGAUAACAUUACAUUUUCGACUUUGAUUAACUCUGCUAGGAUGUGUUCCUUGCCCAAUAAAGCCGUGGAAUGGUUUGAAAAGCUUCCGAGUUUCGGGUGUGAACCCGAUGCCAUGGUGUACUCGGCUAUGGUGUCUGCUUAUGCGCAAACUAAUAAUGUUGAUAUGGCUUUGAGCUUGUAUGAUCGUGCAAAAGCUGAGAGAUGGACCCUUGAUGCAUCGACAUUCUCAUCGUUGAUUAAGAUGCAUGGCGUGUUAGGGAAGUACGAUGAGGGCUUGAGAAUCUUCGAGGAAAUGAAGGCUCUUGGCGUGAAGCCUAGCGUGGUGACAUACAACACACUGCUGGGUGGCUUGUUCAGGGCUAGGAGGUCAUGGCAGGCCAAAAAUAUAUAUAAAGAGAUGGUAACUGAUGGGGUUUUGCCGGAUUUUAUAACCUAUUCUACUCUUUUGCGAAUUUAUGCUGCAGCACAAUAUAGUGACGGUGCUUUCGGUGUUUAUGAGGAAAUGAAGGGGCAUGGAAUGGAUUUGAGUGUGGAUCUCUAUAACAGGCUCUUGGCUAUGUGUGCUAAUGUUGGUUGCAUAGAUGAAGCUGUUGAAAUUUUUGAAGACAUGAAAAGUUCGGGGACUUGUCAGCCUAAUAGCUUAUCAUUUUCAUCUUUAAUUACUGUAUUUUCCUGCAAUGGGAUGGUUUCAGAAGCAGAAGGAUUGUUGAAUGAAAUGGUCCAGUCUGGAUUUCAGCCUACUAUUUAUGUUCUGACCUCACUUGUCCAGUGCUAUGGGAAAGCUAAGCGAAUUGAUGAUGUUGUGAAGAUUUUUAAGCAACUCGUGGAUUUGGACAUUGUUCCCGAUGUUCAAUUUUGUUGUUGUCUUCUGAAUGUUAUGACUCAAACCCCAAAAGAAGAGCUUGGUAAGAUAAUAGAGUGCAUUGAGAAGGCUAAUACACAGCUUGGUUCUGUAAUAAGAUAUUUGGUGGAAGAGAAGGAGGAUGAUGGAAAUUUUAGAAAGGAAAUAUCAGAACUUCUUUAUUCAAUUGAUGAUAAAGUAAAGAAGCCCUUAUGCAAUUGUCUAAUUGAUCUUUGUGUCCGUCUGAAUGAGCCGAACAGAGCACGUGACCUUCUGGACUUAGGAUUGAAGCUUGAGAUAUAUAAAAAUUUACAAUCCAGAUCUCAAAAUCAGUGGUCUUUACAUUUAAAGAAACUCUCAGUUGGGGCUGCUAUGACCGCAUUAAAUGUUUGGAUAAAUGACUUGUCUAAGGCAUUGGAAUCAGGGGAAGACCUUCCACCUCUACUUGGAGUUAACACUGGGUACGGAAAACACAAAUAUGUUUCAGAUAAAGGUUUGGCUAGUGUAUGUGAAUCACAUUUGAGGGAACUCAAUGCUCCAUUCCAUGAGGCUCCAGAUAAGGCUGGCUGGUUUUUGGUUACAAAGGAUGCAGCCAAAUCAUGGCUGGAGUAUAGGAGUUCAACUGAAUCAAUUGCUGAUUUGAACUUUCAGGUUUCAGGUGGUUCAACAUUGGCCGUUCAGUAUGGAUAAUGUCUGUUUUAAUAACGACAUGCUUUUUUAUUCUCCUUCAAGGGAAAUUUUUAAUUAGUAGAUUCAAUAUAUGCAUAUUUAUUAAAAUUUCAGUUAUCUUGUAAAGUAACCGAGGACCUAAUACUAGGCUAGAUCUCUUUGCAGCUGUUCCAUGGUCUAGGGAGUUGCAUAUUUGUUAUAUCAUGUCCUUAAUCUUCCUUUUUAUUUGUUCUACGUUUGUAUUUUUUGAUGUUGCCAUCAUUUGCAAACUAAAUCCAAAUACUUCAAUCGGAGUCAUCAUUGCUCCAAAA
Vigna angularis (adzuki bean) is the source of this 2559-nucleotide messenger RNA. Its product is annotated as pentatricopeptide repeat-containing protein At4g16390, chloroplastic. Gene Ontology annotation, molecular function: protein binding. Gene Ontology annotation, cellular component: chloroplast. The record is from RefSeq and is a predicted model, not a curated record. Lineage: Eukaryota; Viridiplantae; Streptophyta; Magnoliopsida; Fabales; Fabaceae. The transcript has a single exon. Bases 125 to 2269 code for a protein of 714 amino acids.